This is a messenger RNA of Globicephala melas (long-finned pilot whale), 7532 nucleotides long. It is a transcript of the gene HEMGN, whose product is annotated as hemogen. Gene Ontology annotation, cellular component: nucleoplasm. The record is from RefSeq and is a predicted model, not a curated record. Gene Ontology annotation, biological process: regulation of osteoblast differentiation; cell differentiation. NCBI's taxonomy places the organism in Eukaryota, Metazoa, Chordata, Mammalia, Artiodactyla, Delphinidae.
UGCCGGGGUCCGGUUCCUCAGCUCCAGGUGGAUCCUCCUCUUCAUGUCCAUGUUUCUCUCUUCCCCCCUCUCCAAACUUAACUUUCCGCGGCGGUGGCGGAGGGGGGAGAGGCGUCCCAGCCUGCGCAGCGAGGGCCGUCAGAAGGGGUCUGCUAGUAGCAGAGGCCGGCGGCGCGGUCCCGGGCGGUGGGCGGCGUGCGGGCAGGCGAGCGGAGCCCCCGGAGCCAAGUUACUCACGGGAGCGGAGAGAAACCAUGGAGGGAAAAGGGGGCUGGAGCGCAGCGCUGUUCUCACUACCGCCGCCCCCGGCCGUGGCCCCGCACUGCGCUUAAACCGGCGACGCGUCGCGGGUGGCUGCUCGGCUCGACUCGGCCCCGCGCGGCGCCGCUCGGCUCGGCGGCCGCGGUGCACCAAGGACGGGGUGGGGAGAGGCGCGGCGGGAGAGGCGGAGGCUGGGGGGAAAAAGCGCAGCCGGGUGGACGGGAGUGACUUACUCCCGCCCUCAGAUCGCACGUGGGGGUGGCUGAUGUAAGACCCGCCUCGGGAGCUUCCACGCCCGCAGCUAAGCUGAGACCCCGGGGUCCCUCCUCGACGCGCCCGGAGACGGGUCUCCAGACCGCGCUUGGACGUUUGCCGGGAGGGAUGAGGGGGGGACUUUACAGCCUGGCUGAGGGGGUACCUAAGGCCAAGUCCUUCCGCGGAGGCUCGGCCUGGCCCUCCCGACACCCGCGAAGGCGGGAGACUUGUAGAGAGCGCGGGACGAGGGCUUUCGGGUUCACCUCCCGCUCCUCCGCACCGUGUGGGGCCAACAGCACGAGCCCCGCGUCCCCUUGACCGUGUGGGGCUGGAAGUGCUGCGAGGAUCCUCGUCGGGGGCAGAAUCGCGGCGGGCCCGCGUUCUACCGCGUGGCACCGGGCGGAGUCGGCCUUUGUGGCCGGCGGGGACACGGCAGACGCGGCCGCUUGCCCAAGCCACAGGGGAGCCGAGCAUCCCCAAGUCCGGGAGAAUCUCCCUGGGUUUUCUAACAUUUAAAUAUAGGCUAGCGAAGGCAGCAAUUAGCAUCUCUAAUGGGGCCUCGGAGUUUACAGUUUCUUCGAAGACUUUUAUCUCGUUUAUUUUUAAGGGCACCCCUGUGAGGUGUGUGGAUUCUAGAUGGUCUCCAUUUCGGGGAUUGGCAGGUAGCCUUUGUAAUGGGCUGGCUCAGAGAGCUCCCUGAGAGACAGGGUUAGAGCACUAAGUCGGCUUUGCAGACUUCAGAGAAAUAAUGUUACAUUCAGCUUAAAAUAAGUAAAUACGUCACGUGUCAAAUCAGAUACCAUCUUAAUUCUAGUAUGGACAAGAGGCUCCAAGAUUGAGAACAAUUUAUGAAGAGAGAAAAACUUACAAUUCUAUGCAUUAACCUAAGGUUUUCUUCAAGUUAAGAAAGACUGCACUCUUCCAUUUCACCUAAGUUCAUUUAGUGGCAAACAAAACUACCUAUAUCAAUUUUUAAAAUAUCAGAUGCAUUAAAAUGUCAAAACAAAAAAGUUUUAGAAGGAUUAUGGAAAAAGGCAAAAAAGAACCUUUCUAGUAUGUUGUUUCCUGAGUCUUGUAUUUAAAAGGUUAGUCUCAGCAGUCAUCUCUGUGACGGGAAAAUGAUGAGGGAAGUGCUCUUCGGGAUGUUACACUAGGUCUGUAACUGUAAGGUUAUGAGAACCGCAGGGCCAUGAGAUGAAGGCUUUUACAAAAAAACUAGCAAAUUAGUUCCAUGAGCUAACAAGCAAUGAUUGAGCAUCCACUUUUAGGGCUUAAUACGUUCUUUCUAAUUUAAUGCUCAGACGACCCUGUGAAGUAGAUUGUAUUUUAGUCGUUUUACAGAUGAGGAACUGAAGCUGUGUGGCCAACAAGAGGUGGAGCUAGGGUUUAAACCCAGAUGGGUCUGACUCCAAGGCCUGUGUCUCUUCUGCUACACUAUCGGUCUGUGUGGAAUGAAAUCGUAGCAUGGGGGUCUGCUUUGAAACAGUAGGUUGGGAACAAUUGUAGAGAGGCUUUAAUACCAAACAGAGGCUGCAGGCGCCAUCUUGUAGGUAAAGGGGAGAUGCUGAAGGAGACUGGGCCGUGGUAGCUCUGUGCUAGAGAAAGUGGGAACCUGGUGGCUUGUGGGGGAGGUGAUAUCAAUCCUUAGGGAGAAAGAGGGCAGAAUCUUGGGAUCCUGUCCUCUCUUUAUGACCAACUCAACGGUAUGAGAACUCACAAGAUGUGUGUUUUAUAAGAUUAAGCUACAAAGUAAUUAAUAAACAUAGCCACAAUGUGCAGCAAAUAAAAAGAAAGCAAAAGAGCCAGAAGAGAGACUACAGACCCGGCACUGUCCCUUCUGACACAGCCGGUGCUGGCAUGCACCUCUGUGAACAAAGAGCAUGUGUUCCAGUGACAUGCUUCUUUGUCAGGGGCUUCACUGCCAAAGGCAUAAAUAACACAGGCAGAACAGGGUGUGUCUCACUGCCCUGCCAACAUCUUCCACUGGACUGUCAGUCCACAGGCCUGAAGGGGCUGUUGUCACAACUGUCCUGGUUGUGAAUAUUGCUGUACUUAACAUCAUUCUGUGUAUGCAUCUGGGUGUGAGAAAGAAGUAGAAUAUUGAACUGUAUCUAAGCUGCAAUCAUUAUCAUGAUUUUGGAUUUAUGGAUUUGAAGGACUGGAAGGGAAUAAGGAAAAGCGAAAACAUCUUAGUUUGUGAGGGAGUCUGAACUAUGGGUAAAUCUCUUUUACUUCCAUUGAUGUUAAUGUUUACCUAAUAAGUAAUACAGAUAUCAAACAAUGCCUGGUUUUGGCACUCCUUUGACCCUUAAAACUGCUUGUUAAUCAGAAUGUGUGUAUUCCAGUAAGCUCCAAAAUGUCUGAGAACACUCGGAGCUAGUUUGUAACUCCUUGGAUCUGCUCUCCACCCCACUGCCUCAGCAACGUCAUCAGAUGAUCAGAGCCUUCCACAAACUUUGUGUCUGUGAACAGACUUCAGCAAAUCUGAAGAUGAAACAGGCCCACUCAGGCAUUGGCUUAACUGGUCUUGAAACCAGUUUACCAGAAUCGGCACCUUUUCUCUUUAAGAAAGACAGUCUAUGAAGGUGAUGCAUAAGAUGGGGUGAAGAAAUCAUUACUCUAAAUAUUAAACACUUCCAUUCUUUCCCUCCUCUCCCAUACACAUUUGCAUACACUGGUAAAUCCGUCCGCUGAGUCUCCACAGUAUGGUCUGUGUGCCUGUUAUAGCAGCUAGGCAACACGUGGGAGUUGUUGAAGGAUCUAAAUUCUCAGCGAGACUGAGCUCAUACAAAUAUUUCUGGAUGAUAUGAAUGGAGAGCAGGAGCCUGGGGCCAUCUUUAGAACAUAGGUGCCCUGCAAAUGUGUUAUGUUGAAAUAAUGUCACGUGUACUCAAAAAUAUUACCUAGAAACAGCUGAGACACUGAGACAAACGGAGAGAGGAAGGCAAGUAGUUGGGUGAAAAUGGGUUAAGGAAUAAGAUCCUGUUAGUCACCAGAUGGUAAAAAAAAAAAAUGAAGAGGGGAAAGUGUCAGGUGUGCAGGCAGCUGCAGGUCCAGUAAGGGGCCCCUGCCAAGACAGCCAGAUUCCGUUCUGCUCUCUGAAACAGCUGUAGGUGCGUGGCCUUCCUGGGGCAGCAAGGAAGAGCUAUGACCACCAAGAGUCGGGUUUAACAUUUAUUAAACACUAUCCUUAUGCAAAGUACUGUGCUUGGGACUUUUGUGUACAUUGCAUCUCAGUUAAUCCUGGCACCAGCUCGCGGGGACAAGACUAUAAUUCCCUUUUAUUGUUUAGGAAACAGGCUUAGCAAAGCCAAGUAGAACUCACAUAGCUAGUAAGAACCUGGAUUUCUCUGUCAUUAAAAUCUCACUGUAAUUCAUUCUCAUUACUUUGAUCCACUAGUCUUCACAACUGCUUCUGAAAACUUUGAUCCACUAGUCCUCACAACUGCUUCUGAAAAGCCUUUUUGUUUUCUCUGCUUUAAGAAGAUUUACAUGCUCAAGGAGGGGGUGCAGAGGAAGUUAAAAAAAAGAAAAAACUAAAGAAAAUAUUAAAUUUUAAAAUUAGAUUCCUACUAUUGAAACAUAUCCACCAUUAAGGUGUAUAUCCUUGCAGCUUUUUUUUUUUCUAUAUUAUACAUAGUUUUUAAGAAAACAAUAUUGGGGGGACUUCGCUGGCAGUCCAGGGGUUAAGACUCUGCGCUUCCACUGCAGGGGGCGCGGGUUCCAUCCCUGGUUGGCGAACUAAGACCCGCAUGCCACGUGACGCAGCCACAAAAUUUAAAAAGAAAAUUAUGUUUCACGAUUAAAAAAAAACAAUAUUGGGAUCAGAUUGAAGAUUUUUGCUUGAAACUUGUUUUUCCAGCUAACACUAUGGUAAGUAAUGAGUUAAUACUCAUGACAAUUAUGAGUGUUAACUUUGCUCAAUAUUUUUCCCUUUUUAGAGAUGGACUCUAGUAAUGUGGGAAUCCACUCCAUCACUUACAGGCUGUGUGCUUUGGGACAAACCACAUAACCUCUAGGAGCCUCAGGCUGCUUAUUUUGGGGGACUGUUAUGAGGAUUAGACAUGAUCCUGUGGGUGAAGCUCCUACCUGGCGCUGUGCCUAGCACUGUCUCUGUGCCCCAGUCACAGUUGCUGCAAGGCAGAGUCCCUCCCUUCUAAGCAGAGGCCCAGAGCUUGCUAGCCUCCUCAGGGGUUAUCGAAGUUCUGCUGUGGCCAUUAGUCUUCCACUUCUGCUCCAUGCCCUUCAUCUCCUGUAGUUACCUUGCCCUUUUGGCUGAGGUAUGGGCUCACCUCAAACCAAUGUAAGUUGUUUUAUUUAUUUAUUUAUUUAUUUAUUUAUUUAUUUAUUGGUUGCACAGAGUUGCUGGCGGGAUCUUAGUUCCCCGACCAGGGAUUGAACCCAGGCCACCACAGUGAAAGUGCUGAGUCCUAACCACUGGACCGCCAGGGAAUUCUCUAAUCAAUUACCCCUCUGGGAGAGUUUAGCAAAUGGAAAGCCAGUGGACAAAUGACAGAAGACCAGAAGUUUAUUCUCUGGAGACAUGGGCUCAGAGCGGCACUGGACUUGGGGACACCAGGCCCAGGUGAGAGUGCAUCUCCAUUAACCAUGUAGAGAGAAGUUGAGAGAGUGCAGGGGGCCACUCAGAAGCCACUGUGUUUGGACAUCUGGGUUCUUCUUUCUACAACAGCCUGAGCAGUGAGAGGACUCUGCUCCGAGAGUAAAGAGAUCUGGAUCCUGGUCCUGGCUUUUCUGUGUCAUUCAGGGUUCUUGUGGAAGUCAGACCAAACAGCAGGAAGGUAUUGCAGCAAGAUGGAUUUGGGAAAGGACCAGUCUCACUUGAUGCUCCAUCAGAUACCUGAUCCUCAUCAAGAAGAGAACCAUGUUCCAGAAGUCAUUGGAACUUGGAGUUUAAGAAACAGAGAGCAACUCAGAAAAAGAAAAGCUGAAGCACAAGAAAAGCAAACUUCACAAUGGCAAUUUGGAGAGAAAAAACAUAAGCGGCAGAGAACAGGAAAAAGAAGUGAAAGAGGCAGAAAGAGACAACAAAAUACAGAAACGAAGGUGGAGCCUCUGUCACAAUUAGAAAAGGAAAUGAUGGAGAAAGCACCAGCACCUACAGAGAAAGAAACUGAACCACCCAGGAGUGUGACUGAAGCUCUCCUUCCGGUAGCCUCCACGCAAAGAGUUGUGCCCAAGAAACAUUUUUCUGAAAUAGGUCAAGAAAGCAUUAUCCAUCAGGAAAAUUCUUCUGAAUACCAAGAAACAGCAGUACAAAACCACCCUUCUGAAGUACUCCAAGAUAUGGCUGAAUCUGGAGACCUCUCUCCUAAAAUGUACCAAGAAAUAGCUGUAUUUCAAGACCAUCCUUCCCAAAUGCGCCAUGAUAUGGCUCAACCUGAAGACCUCUCUCUUAAAAUGUGCCAAGAAACCGCUGCAGCCAAAGCCCUUUCUUCUAAAACAUCUGAAGAUGUAGCUGACCUGGAAGGAUGCCCUCUUGAAGCAUACCCCAAACCAGAUGUGCCUAAAGGCUACGCUCUUGAAACAUACCAAAAAAGAGCUGAACCUGAGCAACACAAUUCUGAACUAGGUCAAGGAAUAGCUGAGACUGAAAAUUUUGUUCCUAAAGCACAAGAAAUAGCUGUGCCUAAAGAGCUUUCUAUAAAAACAUACCAAGAAACAGUUGAACCUGAACACUUUUCUCAUAAAACAUAUAAAGAAAUUGCUGUGUCUAAAGCCCCCUCUCAUAAAACAAUCCAAGAAACACCUGCUCCUGAAAAAUAUUCACCUGAAAUAUACCAAGAAACACCUGGGUCUGAAGAAUAUUCACCUGAAAUAUACCAAGAAACAGCUGGGCCUGAAGACUAUGCACCUGAAAUAUACCAAGAAAUACCUGGGCCUGAAGACCUCUCUACUAAGACAUAUAAAGAUAAGGAUGUGCCUGAAGAAUGCUUUCCAGAGCUGUACCAAGAAAGAGGUGGGCCCCAAGACCAGGAUCCUAAAGCACACCAGGAAGAUGCUAAGGAUGUUUAUAUUUCUCCUUGAGAAAUGAAGGAAAAACCCAAAGCAGAGGAACCAGAGAUACCAGCAAUUCCAAACGUUCCUCAAGAGAUUCAACCAGAAAAUAAAAUUUAUAGUUGUUUUGUUUUAACAAUGUGCAACCAUCAUAGUUGUCCAACAAAAUUCACAUCUUAGUACAUUAUAUGUGUGAUUUUUCUCAAAAUAUGGUAGAAAUCUCUACAAUAUUCAUUAAUAUUUUAACAGUGGUUUUUCCCCCAUAUAUAGACCAUAUCUGAAAGAGAGAACUAAUGUGAUUUUUCAGGCUCUACCACAUAGACAACAUCCUGCUAGUGUGUGUGUGUCUGUGUGCACGCCCACGCGUGCGCAUGCGUAUGUAUAUGUAGGUAUAUUAGGGAGAGGAUAGUGGUGGGAACAGACUUAACAAUUUUCCUGCCCUUAAGAAUUAGUCAAAUAAAUGUUUGUUUUCAGGGGAAAAUUACUGAGCCCUCCCUUUUCCCAUUUUUAAGUCUGAACAAUUAAAAUUUGAGGAAGUAUAUAGUUUUCUUAUAAACUUUGUUCAAUUACUAAUGUAACAAUAGCAUCAAAAUCUUUUUUUGUGUGUGGUACACAGGCCUCUCACUGCUGUGGCCUCUCCUGUUGCGGAGCACAGGCUCCGGACGCGCAGGCCCAACAGCCAUGGCUCACGGGUUCAGCUGCUCCGCGGCAUGUGGGAUCCUCCCGCACCGGGGCACGAACCCGUGUCCCCUGCAUCGGCAGGCAGACUCUCAACCACUGCACCACCAGGGAAGCCCAGCAUCAAAAUCUUAUUCAGGCUUCAGAUGGCUUUUAACAAUUUAACAAUUUUAACAAUUCUUAUUCUGGGACUCCUUCAAAGAUAUUUUGGAGUGAUGAAUGUAGUUGUGUAUUUGAAUUUUGAUUUUCUAUUUUUACUUUUUAUACACUGUAAUUGUGCAGAAUGUAUAUUAAAUCAUUAUCACGUGUUUGUGUGGACAGCA